CAAUCAAUCAAUCAGCGCCCCCGGCCCCCUCGGUGCCGGCCGGGCCAUGGGGGUGACGGUGGACGUGCGGCAGGUUUACCGUUACCCCUUCGACCAGGUGGUCUCCAGCUUCCUCCGCAAGUAUCCCAACCCUAUGGAUAAGAAUGUUAUCGCUGUCAAAACCGUGGAAGAAAAAACAGAUGGCUCAACCGGCAUCAUCUACAGAAAGAGGAUAGCAAUCUGUAAGAAUGUGGUUCCGGAAAUUUUGCGAAAGGUGAGCAUCUUAAAGGUGCCAGAUAUUCAGCUGGAAGAAGAAUCGUGGCUCAAUAUGCAGGAGAGAAAUAUGGCUAUUAGAAGCCAGUGCUUGACUUGGACACAGUAUGCAUCAAUGAACGAAGAAUCAGUCUUCAAGGAAAGUUUGGAAAAUCCAAACUGGACAGAGUUUAUCCAGAGAGGCAAGAUAUCAAUCACCGGAGCGGGGUUUCUCAACUGCAUUUUAGAAACAUUUGCCAGCACAUUUCUCAAGAAGGGGGCCCAGAAGGGUAUUAGAAUAAUGGAAGCCCUCCUUCAGGAGCAGUGUGGAGCCCCCCUCACCAAAUAAGGAAUCAUUGGGAGAGAUGGCUUAGCAGAGACAGGGUUUAAAGUACAGUGGAUCUUUGCAUGACACAUUUGCCCCAGAAAGAAGCCAAGUUUACCGACUGCUCCAGCGAUUGAGAUGUAAGACACAGUGUCGAGACGAGAACUUACUGCAGAUAUUUUUAAGCGAGGGAUUCUCUGAGAACCAGGUCAUCUGCGUUCACCAAAGAGCUCGUGGAAUCACGGAGACGAGGCCUCCGGGAGUUUUUACCAGCGACCCUGUUUUUACUGUUUUACAAACAAAACCCGAUUCUCUAUCUUCUCCGCCAGAGCACAGUGCCCUGGUGAUCCUGCUCAUUUCUCCCGAGUUACGCCACGGAAACAUCAAGAGAAGUUUCAGAAUUAUAUUGCUUUCAAGGCAGGGGAUUGAGUGGAUUAGUAAAACCAAGUUAUCCCCUUGCUCAUGGAAGGAACUGAAAAUUCCAGAUCUCAUCAAAACAGAAGAUGGGACUGUGUGGUUACCUUAGGACCCCAACCAUGUUGGGAUUUUUUUUCGGGUGGGUAGAGGGGAACAAAUCAGAAAAUGGGAUAUAAUUUGACUUCCUGCCUAUAACCGUUAAAUCAGACUCAUUCAGCAGCUGUUCAGGAUUUCUGCCAUUUACAUUUUAAUGUUCUGCCUGUAUCCACAGAUUGACUUUUUCAGGACCGAACCACUGCAUCGUUUAGUUAUAUAAACACUGCAUUGUAAUCCCAUGGAAAAAUAAAUCCAGCCAAGAAAUAAAUAAAACUGGAGUAAAUUCCCAACCGAACAUUUGGAAGAAAAAGGUAACAACUUGGAAUUCCUCUUCAAGGGACAGCAGAAUUGGACUAGCAGUGAAAAUUCUCCUUGAUUGUCCCUUAUAUUUAAUAUUCGAGCAUUUGUUUCAACUAAAGAACGCGAUGAAUUUAAAAGCACCUGCUGAAUCUUGCGCUGCAGGUUUGCCACUGUGAACCUCUAUUCAAUGUGUAUGGGUCCCUUGAUUUUUGUUUCUUAGCACAGCUAGGAAAUGAAGAGAAAUUAUUCCAAGUCUUCUGGUGGGGCCAAAAAAAUGAUAGUCCACAAUGAUCAAAACCAGGGUUUGUUUAGAGGGUUUUGUUUCUGCAGUGUAGUACGGGGGCUUUUGGAAUAAUAGGCUGUUAUCGACAUAACGUGUAAACGUGUAUGGAUAUGAAAAGAAAAUUCAAACAGGCACUUGCCAGCUACUCCUCCCCCAGCCAGAGAACCUUAUUUUGGUUAAGCAGCUGUCUCCAAAGAGUUUGAGAGAAUUUUCAAAGUAUGCCUUCCAGACUCAUGUAUGCCAAGGGGUGAGGACUGGCUAGUGGGCUUUCAAGGGUUAGAGAUGCUGUAAACGCCAUCCACUGAACGCCCUCCUGCUCACAUCCACCCCUCAAUCCCCUCACACCCAAUACCUUGUGGUUUGCUGUCCUUGGUUCUACCCAGCGUGCCUGGAAUCGUGGAAGACCGGUGCUUCCCACCCUUCCUUCCAUUCUGGGAAAGUGGGGAGGGAGAGGCCUUCAACUCUACCCCCCAGUCCGGAAACGGAGUCUUUGGCCCCGAAGGAAGGGUCGCAGGAGCCGUACUGAAGGCUCUGAGGAGAGAUAAUUCAGUGCCUUCUCCCCUGGGCCACCCCGUCUCGUGAAUCCGCAGAGGGAAGCAACACCGUAGUCGUCAGCUGGCGGCUAUGGGAAUGUUGGGAAACUCAGUAGCUGGACUUUUUCGGUGCUAGGACUUGAGUAAACUUUCUUCAGGAACGAAUUUCCCCGGUAUGUGGUUAAAGAUGAGCUAAGAAAUCUUGAAUCUUUAGAAAUCUCCUCAGGCUCCCGCCCUCAUAUUUGAGGAUUUCUCCUGUAGGCUUUAAACUGCAUCCACCAGUCCACACCCCUCCUCAGCAGUUGCCAUGCUUUCACCCUAGACAGGCGGACAUUUUUUUUAACCGCCUCCUCUUUGCUUUCUGCCUGCACUGAGAGCUACAUAUUCAAAUCUAUUUUAAAAUGGUCUGUUUUUAUUGAAUCAGUAUUUUCUCCUUUAUCGAAGUUAAAUGCAGCUAUUAUUGCUUUUCUUAGGCAAAAAACACUCAGAAACCUCUGACUGGGUAAACAAUUUAUAUAUAGAGUGCCUUUUUACAUUUUCAGUAUAUUAAAAAUAUCCACGUGUUGAAGAGAUGGGAGGGGUUGGAUUUCAUUUAUAUUGAAGUUGGACUGGUUUAUACCAUCGAGGGGUAAACCUUCAUUUAGAGCGAAUUGAACCUUUUUACCUAUAUAUUCAGACAAUUUGUAUUUCCAAUUGUUUACGCAAGGUUUUAUCAUCAGUUCAGCGCUGGUCAAGUCGGUUGCUAUCACAAUAUGAUGGAAAACCCUAAUUGUGAAAUGCAAUGAUUUAAAAUUCUCUUCUGUAAUCUCGUGAUUCAUGCUGAUGUUUUAGGUACUCAAUCACACGUCGAUGAAAGAUCAUAUGAAAUCUUUGGAAUGUUUUAUAUCAGUUAGUUCAUUUAAUCUGUUGAACAGUUGUUUUUAAAACAUGGUUUUAAUAAGGCGUUUUGUAAUUGCAAGGUCUUAUAAUGUGAAAUUCUGACGUGCUGUAAUUCACCUGAAAAUGUGGCCUUCCGGGCCAUUAUGCACACUGUGAAGUACUUUUGAAGAGGUAUUUUCGAUUUAGUGUUAAAACAUUGAAGGUUAUUUGGGGGAACUGAUGAGCUUGUGGCUCUCUGGACCCUGAAAACAGUCACCCCUGGCAGUUCUGUAGUGGCCAUCGAAUAAAGGUGCUCAGUGGCCGUUUG
This is a messenger RNA of Ornithorhynchus anatinus (platypus), 3371 nucleotides long. RefSeq names its product PRELI domain containing 2 (gene PRELID2). The transcript has 7 exons. Gene Ontology annotation, biological process: phospholipid transport. The record is from RefSeq and is a predicted model, not a curated record. Lineage: Eukaryota; Metazoa; Chordata; Mammalia; Monotremata; Ornithorhynchidae. Gene Ontology annotation, molecular function: phosphatidic acid transfer activity. Gene Ontology annotation, cellular component: mitochondrial intermembrane space. The coding region runs from base 47 to 580 and encodes 177 amino acids.